Carica papaya (papaya) is the source of this 3222-nucleotide messenger RNA. Lineage: Eukaryota; Viridiplantae; Streptophyta; Magnoliopsida; Brassicales; Caricaceae. The record is from RefSeq and is a predicted model, not a curated record.
CUUCCUCUUUCUCUUUCAUCUUGCUCGAUCUAGCCAACCGAAGCUUAGAAGAAAAGGCGAGCUCUUUGACAAUCUUUUAUUUGGCGCUGUCACUCAUUUGUUAAACGCGAAGAGGUUGUAGUUCCCAUUCGAUUGGUUGAUUUUGGAGAAACACAGAAGUGAAACUGUGGAAUUGAAUCCCAAACAUACUUUCAGCAAACAAGAUGAAAGAUAGUAGAGAUGGAACCAAGACUGAUAGAAAGUCAAGAACUUCGUCUGUUAGCUCCAUGCCUCUCAUUCUAGACAUAGAAGACUUUAAGGGUGAUUUUUCCUUUGAUGCAUUGUUUGGAAACUUAGUAAAUGAUCUAUUGCCAUCUUUCCAAGAAGAAGAAGCAGAUUCAACAGAAGGACAUGGUGGCAUUGGUGAUGCUUUAUCGAAUGGUCAUAUCCGUGCCCCAUCUGAUGCUGCCAAAUUUUCACAGGGACUCCCUUCCCCUUUAUUUCCAGAAGUAGAUGCUCUUUUAUGUCUGUUCAAGGAUUCGUGUAGAGAGUUGGUGGAUCUCAGAAAGCAGAUUGAUGGAAGACUGAAUAAUCUUAAGAAGGAUGUUUCUGCGCAAGAUGCUAAGCACCGUAAAACUCUUGCUGAGCUGGAAAAAGGUGUGGAUGGUUUGUUUAGUAGCUUUGCAAGGUUGGAUGCGCGUAUUUCGAGUGUCGGACAGACAGCUGCAAAAAUAGGAGACCAUUUGCAGAGUGCAGAUGCUCAGCGGGAAACUGCCAGUCAAACAAUAGAUCUCAUAAAGUACUUGAUGGAGUUUAAUAGCAGCCCAGGUGACCUGAUGGAACUUUCACCCCUGUUUUCUGAUGACAGCCGUGUAGCUGAGGCUGCUUCAAUUGCACAGAAAUUGCGAUCAUUUGCUGAGGAAGAUAUUGGAAGACAAAGCAUAGCUGUGCCAUCUGCUGUGGGUAAUGCAACUGCUAGCAGAGGAUUAGAAGUUGCAGUUGCCAAUCUUCAAGACUACUGCAAUGAACUGGAGAACAGAUUGUUGGCUCGUUUUGAUGCAGCAUCACAGAGAAGAGAACUGUCUACCAUGUCAGAAUGUGCUAAAAUUUUAUCUCAGUUUAAUAGGGGAACUAGUGCUAUGCAACAUUAUGUGGCAACCCGUCCAAUGUUCAUCGAUGUGGAAGUCAUGAAUGCAGACACCAGAUUAGUCCUUGGUGACCAGGCUUCUCAACCUAGUCCCAGCAACGUUGCUCGUGGACUCUCUUCUUUAUACAAGGAAAUUACAGAUACUGUGCGAAAAGAAGCUGCCACAAUUAUGGCUGUUUUUCCUGCCCCUAAUGAAGUUAUGUCAAUUUUGGUUCAGCGAGUUUUAGAACAGCGAGUUACAGGUAUUUUAGACAAAUUGUUGGUGAAGCCCUCUCUUGUGAAUCCACCUCCUAUGGAAGAUGGGGGGCUUUUGCUAUAUCUUAGAAUGCUGGCUGUGGCAUAUGAGAAGACAAAGGAACUUGCUAGAGAUCUACGAACGGUUGGGUGUGGUGAUUUGGAUGUUGAAGGCCUCACAGAAUCUCUUUUCUCUAGCCACAAAGAUGAGUAUCCUGAACAUGAACGAGCAUCUUUGAAACAACUAUAUCAAGCAAAGAUGGAAGAACUACGUGCUGAGCAGCUUUCUGAGUCAACCGGGACAAUUGGGCGCUCUAGGGGAGCAUCAGUAGCAUCUUCCCCUCAGCAGAUAUCUGUUACAGUUGUGACGGAAUUUGUCCGUUGGAAUGAAGAAGCAAUUUCCAGAUGCACAUUGUUCUCUUCUCAGUCUGCCACCCUUGCAGCUAAUGUAAAAGCAGUAUUCACUUGCCUAUUAGACCAAGUUAGUCAAUACAUUACGGAAGGACUUGAACGGGCUAGAGACAGCCUGACUGAAGCUGCAGCUUUGAGGGAAAGGUUUGUGCUGGGCACAAGUGUUAGUAGAAGGGUGGCUGCUGCUGCUGCCUCUGCUGCAGAAGCUGCUGCUGCUGCUGGUGAAAGCAGUUUCAGAUCUUUCAUGGUUGCUGUACAACGUUGUGGUAGCAGUGUGGCUAUAGUUCAGCAAUAUUUUGCAAAUUCUAUAUCGCGGCUCUUACUACCUGUGGAUGGUGCACAUGCUGCUUCCUGUGAAGAAAUGGCAUCAGCAAUGUCCAGUGCAGAGGCUGCUGCUUAUAAAGGCCUUCAGCAAUGUAUUGAAACUGUCAUGGCUGAGGUGGAACGGUUACUGUCAGCUGAGCAGAAGGCAACAGAUUAUCGGUCACCUGAUGAUGGUAUUGCUCCUGAUCAUCGCCCAACAAAUGCCUGCACAAGAGCUGUGGCAUAUCUUUCCCGUGUGCUUGAAGCUGCAUUCACUGCACUGGAAGGCCUUAACAAACAGGCAUUCCUGACUGAGUUGGGCAACCGAUUGCACAAAGUGCUGCUUAGUCACUGGCAGAAAUUCACAUUUAAUCCCAGUGGAGGAUUGCGGCUGAAGCGUGACAUAACAGAAUAUGGAGAAUUUGUGCGGAGUUUCAAUGCUCCAUCCGUUGAUGAGAAAUUUGAAUUAUUGGGCAUCAUGGCCAAUGUCUUUAUUGUCGCUCCUGAAAGUCUAUCUACCUUGUUCGAGGGUACACCCAGUAUUCGGAAAGAUGCACAGAGGUUUAUUCAGCUUAGAGAGGACUACAAGAGUGCAAAACUUGCAUCAAGACUCAGCUCACUCUGGACGAGCUGAGAUUGAUAAAGUAGGUGGCAUGUUGAUGUGUAGAUAGCUUCCAAAUUUUCUCAGGCAGUUCUCUCAGAGCAAUUUGUAGCUUGCAAGGCAAGAAAGUCAGAAACUUGAAGUUGAAUAGUUUUGGGCAGCAUUAAGAUGAAGUUAAAGAUCCGUUUUGAAGUUUUAACAGCAGAAGCUUAUGAGCUCAUGACUGGAUAGAAUAUGGGGGACAUUAAGAGUUUCUUUCUGAAUUCUUUUUCAUAAUUUCUUUUUCUCCCUCCAUUUCUUAUUCUUAUAUGUGGAGUGUAUAUUUUGAAGAUAUGGGGAAGACGGAAGAAGUGCAAUAGAUGUGUAGUAAUUCUAAAGGCUUUUUAAAUGUAUUUUGUAGGUUUGUGAUUUUUGUUCUGAUGAACCAAUGAAAGGUCUAAUGUUCUGGAUGUGUGCGUGCUCGCCCUUGUAAAUGAUACUAAUAGGGGAUCAGUAAUGACAGUACGGGGGCCUUAUUGUUAGUUUGCAAUCAAUAUAUUUAUAUGUA